Messenger RNA from Gryllus bimaculatus (two-spotted cricket), 3678 nucleotides. Lineage: Eukaryota; Metazoa; Arthropoda; Insecta; Orthoptera; Gryllidae. The record is from the annotation of a GenBank genome assembly.
AUGAGUAACGUGACACAAGCACGGUUAAUGGAACUGAAAAAUAGACUUGAGCUUUUGAAAAGAGAAGGGGAAUCUGUGUUGUCAAAUGUGCGAGAUGUUGUUAGAAGAGGAAGUUCUGUGGUAGCCUUUCAGGAAACAAUUCAUGAAAUUGAACAUUUUCUUCGUUGUUACCCAGAUGCUGUUACUGAAAUAGAUCAUUUAAUAAACAAUCUCGUGAAAUUGAAUUGUGAACUAGAAAUAACCCUUGCAAGAAGAUCUGAUUUUUGUAAUGUCCUUAGUAGUUUUGAGAAUAAUUAUUCAGUGUUUUAUGAUGGUGAUGUAUUGGAAAAGCAAGCAUUAUGUGAAGUGUGCUCUAAAGAAAAGAAGACUGUUUGUACCAAUACUGAUAAUGUGACUGAUUACAACAUUAGUGAACAUAAUAUAGAAAGCAUUAAAAAACUUUAUGACAUUGAUGAAGAUUCAAUUCUUGAAAUGAAGUAUUUGCAUGGGGAUGACCCAUCUCAAUUUUGGUUGGGAUAUUAUUCCAAUACCGAGUUGCUUUCCCAUCUUGCUGAAAUCAACAGGAAACUACAAUUAAAUGAGCUCCAUCGCAAAGAAUCAAUUCCUGUUGUUGGCCAGUUUAUUAUUGGCUAUGUAGACAGAGUGUUUAGAGGUUGUGUUAUAUCUGUUACGUCUCAAAUUGUUGUAACUGUUGAUAUAGAUACAGCUACUUUGAAAUUAGUGAAUGUACAUAAAAUUUGGGAAAUGGAAGACUACUUAUUGAGAUUUCCUCCUCAAGCUAUUCUUUGUAAACUUUGGGGUGUAGAGGGUGUAGUAGACUGGACCAACCACUUGAGUACAUUCUUUAAAAAUUGUUUAAGCAAAUGCAAUUUGGUUAUUACUGUGAAGAGCAUCAUUCCCGAUGUAAUUCCUACAUUUCUUGUGGAUGUGGAUGCACAUGACAGUACAUCAUUGGAUGUUAAUUUAACGGAGUGGAUAAAUUCUUUUGUGACUCCAGCGGUAGAAAAGAUAAAAUUAUUUGGUUUAUCUGGUACUACGGAAGAAACAGUCUUUCAAGAUUUAGACCCUUAUGUUAUUUAUAAAGGAGAAGAUAGUUCUGAUAUUGAUAGUUCUACAUCUGAUCAACAAGUAGCUGAUUUUCAAAGCAUGAAAGUAAAUUCUGAAAUUGAAGUAAAAGUGAUAAAUAAUAAUCAAAGUAGACGUGAAAGUGACAUUGAUUCUAAUAGUGUAAGGGAAGAUUUGGAUGAUAGAAGAACUGAAGAUUCAAAUGGGGUAAUAUUCAAUAGGACUUCCGUUAACAGUGAAAUGGCUCCUAGAAAUUCUGAGAAUGAUGAUAAUUUUCCGACAGAGAAAUUUCUUAAAAACCAAGUAGAUGAUUCUGAUAAUAAUGUGAAAGAUGCUUUUCAUGAGGAGGAAGAUAUAUUAAAAUGUGAAGUUUUAAAAUCUUGUGAACAACCUGUGAAAUCGGCAGUUAUAAAAUGUUUUUUGGAAAAAGGUAAAACUUUGGGAAUGUCAUUUCUUCGAGGAAAGGACCCUUCAGACUUCUUCCUUAGUUAUGUGUCAAUGCACGAGAUAGAUAUACUGAAGAAGAAAAUGGCUGAUUGGGCAGAACGUGGACUAUUAAUUCAGUUCCCUGAUGUACCUGAAGAAAAUGAUUUUGCUAUUGCAAAAUAUAAUGAAGAAUAUUAUAGAGUUCGCAUUGGUAGAGUUUCUGAACAGAACACUGGGGACAUUUUAGUUACAGAUGUUGAUACAGGAGAUUUGAUUUUAGUUUCAGUAACAGACUUGUGGAUAUUAGAAGAAAUGUUUUCUUUGCCACCAGCCAGGGCUAUUAGAUGUUCAUUGUGGAACAUCUCAAAAAAACCUCUUUUUUGGUGUGUUAAUCUUGAGAAUUUAUUUAGAAAUGUGAUGUUAAGAGGUCCAUGCUGUGUUAAUGUCAAAGAUUUUGAAUAUACUCUUGGUGAUUGGAAUCACGUUGUUCAGAUUCAGAUUUAUUCUGAUUGUGUGAUUGAUGUAUCAGAAUGGAUUUUAAAUUAUGUCUAUCCAAAGUUGAAAGAUAUUAAACAAUGUUACAUUACUGGCAGUAGCAUUGAUGAAGCUGUAUCAAUGUUAGAUCCAAAAGUAGUUCAUAGUAAAGAAAAAAGUUAUAAUAAUUCUACUGCUCAAGAGUCUACAAUCAAUCAAAUCAGCGUAGAAGUUGCAAAAAGGUCUUCACUUAUUUUGGAGCAGAAAACAGAAUUUCUCAAAUGUUCACUUCCCAGAGAACAAAAUAUUUUACCCAAUUCAUUGAAACUUAAUGAUGAAUUGAAUUUCAAGACACGUUCACACAUGAUAGAACCAAAGAAAAAAUAUUAUGUUUUCAUGGCAAGUGUAGUGAGUCCUAGUGAGUUUUAUGUCCAUAUAAUUUCAAAAGAAAAUUCAUUUAUUGAUAAUAUGCAUGAAGAACUUUCACAUUAUUGUUCUGUCAGUAAUAUUUAUUUUAAAUCUAAGAAAGAAGCAAGACAAUUAAUUUCUGAAUGUUGUGCUGUGAACUUUGAAGAUCGUUGGCUUAGAGCAAGAAUUAUCGAUUGGUUUGAUGAUUUUUCCGAUGAAGUUUCAGUAUUUUUUGUGGAUUAUGGAAUAAAUGCAACUGUGCUGUUUUGUUUAAUCCAGCCCCUGCGAAGUGAUUUCUAUGAAUAUCCAGUGUUCGCAGAAAAAUGUGCUUUAGCAUUUAUUUCACCACCUGUUGACAACAACUCGUGGCCAGAAAAGUCCUUAACAGUAUUUUCAAAUUUGUUGGAUUUUAAUACUGUGUAUGAAAUCUGUGUUGUCAAUCACUUAGAUUCAAAAUCUUUUUGUGUUUUUCUAUUUGAUAUUCAAAAUGAAAGCACUUGGUGCAUUAAUGAUUAUUUGGUUGAGCAGGGCUGUGCUAUUUCUGAAUUGGGUAGUCCCAAAGAAAAAGAAACUGAAAACUCGCAUACUGUGUAUUAUCCAAUUAUUGAUUCAGGUAUAGAUGAAACGAUUUCAGACAGUGAAUCCAUUGACAGUUGUUGUAAUCAGGAAAAUGUGGAAAUUAUGCCUUAUUUUGAUCAUAAUACUGGAGGCUUGCUAGAAGUGGGUGAGCAGUUACCUGUUGUAAUGACAGAAAUUGUGAAUAUUAGUUUGUUUUAUGCUGUUCAUUCUAAAAUUCAUUAUGAGGGAAAACUUCAAAGCACUAAUGAGGUUUUAAUGAAAAUGAGUAAGGAAAUUACUUCUGCUGUACAAAGUGGUCAGUUGAAAUUGUCAAAACGGUUAUGUGAAGGAGCUAUUGCUGUUGUUCGUUACAAUAAAGAUAAACAAUGGUAUAGAGCUAGAUUGUUGGCAUCUCCUGCUGAUAAUGGAAAUGUAGAUGUAUUUUUUGUUGACUAUGGAAAUGUUGACUCGGUGCAUAAAUUUUAUAUUAGGGAGAUAAGAAAAGACUUUUGUGAGUUACCUUUUCAAGCAAUGAGAUUCUUCUUGGAUACCAUUGAUUUAACGAGACUAAAAAAUAAAAAUUCUAGAGAUAUUGCACAAACUUUAUUGACCAGAUUAUUGGAUAAGCAUGAAGUAGAGCUUCAUGUCAUGAGGAUAGUGAAUGAGGAUAUUCAUGUUAAAAUUUUGUUCGAAGGAAGAGAUAUUGGAGCGGAAAUGAUUCAACAGUACCACACCCAAUGUCAGUAG